AUUCGUCCCUUGAUUAUGACGACAUCUGUCAGAACGUUCAAGAAAUUGCGUCAUAUUACGUCGGUGAAGUGCGCACUUAUCUCAAGGAAGGUGAACAGAAAUCUAGCUACACGCUUGAUUUGUAAUUCCAGAGCUUCAUCAUGACCAUGUUGGUGAGGCUAGCAUGCCUGCGCAGUCUCCCUGUGUCCGGGCUGCGUCCUGUGUUGACCCAGGGCUCUCCAGCCCUGAGGAGCUCCACCCUGAAGAGCUGCCCGCCCCUCCUCAAGGUCCACCAGGGCUAUUCCACCAAAUCCAGAUUUGGUUUCCGUCGUGGGAAAACGGCCAAGGACCAGCUCCAACAGGCAGCUUUCGAACCAGCAACUGAUACUGCCAUCAGAAUGGAUAACAUGGGCAGGAUGUUCCUGGCUGGAGGUGCUGCUGUAGGCCUGGGAGCUCUGUGCUACUACGGACUAGGCAUGUCCAAUGAGAUCGGAGCCAUCGAGAGGGCAGUGAUCUGGCCCCAGUACGUGAAGGACAGGAUCCACUCGACCUACAUGUACUUUGCAGGCAGUGUGGGGAUGACAGCUCUGUCGGCUGUAGCCGUCAGCAGGACCCCAGCCCUCAUGGGAGUCAUGAUGAGAGGAUCCUGGCUGGCUAUUGGAGCUACCUUUGCAGCCAUGAUUGGAGCAGGCAUGCUGGUCAGAUCUAUCUCUUAUGACCAGAGCCCAGGAGCCAAACAUCUUGCCUGGAUGCUACAUGCAGGUGUGAUGGGAGCGGUCAUAGCCCCCAUGACUCUGCUAGGUGGGCCCCUGAUGAUGAGGGCAGCCUGGUACACAGCGGGCAUAGUGGGGGGUCUGUCCACCGUGGCCAUGUGUGCCCCCAGUGAGAAGUUCCUCAACAUGGGAGGACCCCUGGCGGUGGGCUUCGGAGUCGUCUUCGCCUCCUCCAUCGGCUCAAUGUUCCUGCCCCCUACCUCAGCGAUGGGAGCAGGCCUCUACUCCAUCGCUAUCUACGGAGGUCUGGUCCUCUUCAGCAUGUUCCUGCUCUACGACACCCAGAAGGUCAUCAAGAGGGCGGAGACGUACCCCAUGUACGGGAUGCAGAAAUACGACCCCAUCAACUCGUGCAUGGGGAUCUACAUGGACACUCUGAACAUCUUCAUGAGGAUGGUGAUGAUUCUGUCUGGAGGAGGAAACAGAAAGAAAUGAAGCCGUUCCAGUCUGACUUUACAUCUUUGUUAAACCUUCAACCUUCCACAGAGUUGAACAACAACAAUAUGUUCUACAAUUAGCACCAUACACCAGCUGUUACCUACUUUUUACUUUGAAAACAUAUUUUCAACUGACACAAUAAAAAAAUGUGUUGCUUUUGUGUGAAGAAGAGGAUUGCAAUUUCCUAGAGCAUAUUGACACUCAUCCAAGUAAGGAAGACAUCUUGCUCUGUUCCAUAUUCAGAAUGUUAAAAAAUCUGCUUUUGUCUUGAUUUUGACAGAGGCAUAUUUUUAUUUAAAGUCAGGAUUGUUCAUGGGGAUAUCUGUCAACAUCACAGAUCGGCCCUCAGUCUCCUCUUAAUUGUUCUUUUAUAUUUUAUAUAUAUUAUUUCCACUUGAGGUGGGUGUUCCCAUUCCUGACCAGCAAGACAUAGCUGGGCAAACAUCAUAAUUAUAUCAUCCCUCAACCUUGUACUUCUAGCCUCCACACAUACAAUACGUGUGACUGUGUGCUUAACUCCUUGACAGAGACUGAACUUGGAUGUGUUGUAUUGGGCCGAGCCUUGGGUGUGUUGUAUUGGGCCGAGCCUUGGAUGUGUUGUAUUGGGCCGAGCCUUGGAUGUGUUGUAUUGGGCCGAGCCUUGGAUGGGUGGUGCUUUGACAUGCUGUUUCUGUUAGAAUGAAAGUGAUUGAAUGUGAUCAACGCUGUUCUGGUAUCAUUCAAUAAAAGUGAAAGA
Messenger RNA from Oncorhynchus kisutch (coho salmon), 1926 nucleotides. Its product is annotated as growth hormone-inducible transmembrane protein. Gene Ontology annotation, cellular component: mitochondrial inner membrane. The record is from RefSeq and is a predicted model, not a curated record. The transcript is spliced from 9 exons. The coding region runs from base 141 to 1187 and encodes 348 amino acids. Lineage: Eukaryota; Metazoa; Chordata; Actinopteri; Salmoniformes; Salmonidae.